This is a messenger RNA of Medioppia subpectinata, 1222 nucleotides long. NCBI's taxonomy places the organism in Eukaryota, Metazoa, Arthropoda, Arachnida, Sarcoptiformes, Oppiidae. The record is from the annotation of a GenBank genome assembly.
GAUGUGUUGUCCGAGUCGGUCCUCCUCUUUGACGGGACUCUAUGUACACAAUCAUAACGUUUAUACAAAUAACGACAAUUGCAGUUCACAACACUGGCAAACCACUUACGAGACCCGAACUUUUGCCUCUUAUCUCAGUAAUGCCGGCUAUCGGACGGCAUUUUUCGGUAAAUAUCUGAAUGAAUACAACGGGACAUACAUUCCUCAGGGAUGGAAGGAAUGGUCGGCUUUAGUACGAAAUUCGCGUUUUUAUAAUUACACACUGAAUGUGAACGGGAAUAAAGUGAAACACGGAGACGACUACCAUCUAGAUUAUUAUCCCGACCUCAUUACCAACGAUAGUCUUCAGUUUCUGCGUUAUUCGAAGCGAUUCUUCGCUAAUAAGCCUUUACUUAUGGUGUUAUCAUAUCCGGGCCCUCACGGCCCCGAAGACGCCGCCCCGCAGUUCCACAACCUCUUCCUCAACGUCACAACUCAUCGUACCAAAAGUUGGAACUUUGCUCCAAAUCCGGACAAACAAUGGAUCCUAAGAAAUACGGGUAAAAUGGAACCGAUUCACGAAGAAUUCACUGAUAUGUUACACACAAAACGUUUACAGACAUUACAAUCGGUGGACGAAUCCGUGGAAAAGUUAUACAAUGAGCUCAAAGAAUUAGGAGAACUUGACAACACAAUUGACAACAUUGUGCUCAACAUAGAUCUGGCGCCUACUUUCCUGGAUAUCGCCGGCGUUAAAGUUCCCGAUCAUAUGGACGGCAGCUCUGUAUUGCCUUUGCUUAAGAAGACAACUGAAACCAAUAAAUCUGAUGUCGAGCUUAAAAAACCAAAGGAUGUCGAGUGGAGGCAUACUUUCCUCAUUGAAAGAGGAAAAUAUACCAAAGAGUCGGACAAUCCUUUCCGGACUCUAUCGAAAAAAGAGUGGCUCACAAUUGAAUGCCAAAAACCCGAAUAUCAGUCUCCGUGUAGUCCUUAUCAGCGCUUUGAGUGUUAUUUCGAUGGCUCUGAGACCAGAAUCAGGAAAUGUAGAAAAUCCUAUUGGAGUCCUUCAUAUCAGAGAAAAGUACACCAGAAGUGUAUUUGUUCUUCGGAUCAGUCGACCGAUACAUCUGAUCAUAAAUACGAGGAAUCAUUUGAUUUAAAUUCCGAAGAUUUACUCAUAAAAUCCAAGAAACGAAAACUGGAUUCAAAUGAGAAGAAAUUGCAGCGAAGGUUCCUUAAAGAG